ACCGCACGGCAAGCCGCCUCUCCUCUCACCUCUGCAACGGCCGAAGCCCACCACACGCAUUCCCCAAUCCCCAAUCCCAACCAAUCUGCCUCGACGAAUUUGGAUUGCUUCCCGCCCGAGCCUUCCAAUCGCUCGCACGCUUCCGUUCGCUUCGCAUUCUGCGCGCGCUUAACCUAGUAUUUGAUCCGAUUUGAUUUAAUUUGAUUCUGCCGCGUGGUCCGAUUCCGAGGAGGAGGCGAGGGGAGUGGUGGUUGCGCGGCCAUGGCGGCCUCGUCCUCGGCGGCGGCAGCGGCGGCUCUGGACGCCUGGUGGGACGAUGUGAACAACUCGCCGCUGUGGCAGGACCGCACCUUCCAUGCCCUCGCCGCGCUCUACGGCGUCGUCGCACUCGUAGCCCUAGUCCAACUGAUAAGAAUCGAGUGUAGGGUACCUGAGUAUGGGUGGACAACGCAGAAGGUGUUCCAUUUCCUAAACUUCAUUGUUAACAGUGUAAGGUCAACUGUGUUUGUUCUGCGACGGAAUGUGCAAGUUGUGCAUCCUGAGAUAUUUCAACAUGUGCUUAUUGAUUUGCCUGGCCUAGCAUUCUUCACGACCUAUGCUCUGUUGGUGCUCUUUUGGGCUGAAAUCUACUAUCAGGCACGUGCACUGCCAACCAAUGGGCUUCGACCAGCUUUCUAUACGAUCAAUGGAGUGGUCUACGCCAUUCAGAUUGUACUGUGGCUGCUCAUGUGGUGGAAACCAGUUCAAGCUGUGGUCAUUCUGUCAAAGUUGUUCUUUGCAGCUACAUCCUUAUUUGCUGCUUUUGGUUUCCUUCUCUACGGAGGGAGGCUAUUCCUGAUGCUGCAGCGUUUCCCUGUUGAGUCAAAAGGUCGGCGGAAAAAGUUGAAUGAGGUUGGCUAUGUGACCACCAUAUGCUUUGGUUGCUUCUUGAUCAGAUGCAUAAUGAUGUGCUUUAGUGCUUUUGACAAAGAAGCUGACCUUGAUGUUCUGAACCAUCCAAUCCUGAACUUCUUUUACUACUUGCUUGUUGAGAUUGUACCAUCGUCUUUGGUGCUGUUCAUCUUAAGGAAACUACCGCCAAAACGUGGGAUUGCACAGUACCAUCCAAUCCAUUAGUCAGUAACGUCGAUGGUCCAUUUCUAACAGUUCCGUCCAAUUGCUAAAGACAAAAAGGCAAAUGUGAGAUACCUUGUAGUACCUUUUGUAGGUUUAGUAGCUUUCUUGUGAAGAAGCGUUUACUGAGUGUGGCAAAUACGGCUUGUUAAAAAUGUAAACUCCCGCUGUCAUUGCAACCCCAAAUGUCACUAACACAACCUGUUUUACCAAUACGGGCUUCCAUCUGUAAACUUUAGAAGAGACAAGGACUCUGAUAAUUUCUUCUGAUGGAGAACAUGUGUGAUAAGAUUGGCUACUUCAGAAGAAGGGUAGCUGCUCAGGGAUCAUAUCCAA
Messenger RNA from Setaria italica (foxtail millet), 1449 nucleotides. RefSeq names its product tobamovirus multiplication protein 3. The transcript is spliced from 11 exons. The record is from RefSeq and is a predicted model, not a curated record. NCBI's taxonomy places the organism in Eukaryota, Viridiplantae, Streptophyta, Magnoliopsida, Poales, Poaceae. Bases 262 to 1116 code for a protein of 284 amino acids.